UUUUGUUGUUGAGUUGUGGUGUCAACUUAUAACUUAUAAACAUUUCAGUUGUGUAGUUGGAGUUGGGUUUGAACCAUCUCUAGCCAAAAAUAAAAUGUGAAAUAUUCUUUUCGUUAAUGAAAUCCAGAAUAAAAAAAAUCAGUGUAAUCACUACUAUCUAGUUCAGCAUAAUAUUAGUUUAGUAUCAGCAAAUUUGACUUUUCAGCUUCUACUAUGAAUAUUGUUUCAAGAGUAACCAACAAGUUACCUAAUAUUCAAAUUCUUUCAAAAAACAUCAAAUUCAAAUUGUAUUCCCAGGCGGAUCUCCAGGUGGCAAAACAUCUAAAAAAACCUCCACAUUAUCUUGAUUUUUGUAAAGAGUUCACAGAUGGUGGAGACUCUGAAUUAUUACAACAAAACAUGAUCAAUAGCAUGACAGUGCAUAAUGACUUUCUCAGUGAAAAUGAGGAGCAAUCAAUUUUAGAUGAAAUAGAGCCAUACAUGAAGAGAUUGCAUUAUGAAUUUGAUCAUUGGGAUGAUGCCAUACAUGGUUAUAGAGAAACAGAAAGACUGAAAUGGAAUGAGCAGAACACAAAAAUUAUUGAUAGGGUUCGCAGAAUAGCCUUUCCACCUAAUGUAGCCCAAUUGAAAUUUGUACAUAUUCUAGAUUUAGAGAAGAAUGGUUAUAUCAAACCCCAUAUAGAUGCAGUGAGGUUUUGUGGUGAUACCAUUGCUGGAUUAAGCCUACUUUCUGAUAGUGUAAUGAGACUGGUUCAUGAUAAGAAUAAGACAUUAUAUGCUGAUAUCUUGAUCAAGAGGAGAUCUUUAUAUAUAAUGAAAGAUAGUGCCCGUUUUGAUUAUACACAUGAAAUUCUAAACAAUGAGAACAGUAUUUUCAAAGGAGAAAGAGUAUUGAAGGAGAGAAGAAUAUCUGUGAUUUGUAGAAAUGAACCAGAUCCUGGAAAGAAGAAUUCAUGAACAUUUGAUUUACUAUGACAGUAUUAUCAAAGAACUG
This is a messenger RNA of Phaedon cochleariae (mustard beetle), 994 nucleotides long. NCBI's taxonomy places the organism in Eukaryota, Metazoa, Arthropoda, Insecta, Coleoptera, Chrysomelidae. The record is from the annotation of a GenBank genome assembly.